Molecule: messenger RNA, 1449 nt
Organism: Cyanistes caeruleus (blue tit)
Lineage: Eukaryota; Metazoa; Chordata; Aves; Passeriformes; Paridae
Source: RefSeq, a predicted model, not a curated record
GCUGGGCCCCGAGGAUUUCAUCCGGACGCCCACGGGGCAGCUCUUCGUGACUCCGAGGGUGCGGAGCGGGGUCCUGCCCCGGGUGCUGCGGGGGCUGCUGGCCGCCAGGAGCAGGGUGAAGGCGGCGCUGGCGCAGGAGCAGGACCCGAGCUGGGAUUUUUGCGGGGAUUUUGGGGAUUUUGGGGAUUUCUGUGCGGAUUUUUGCGGGAAUUUUGGGAUUUUUGCGGGAAUUUUGGAUCCCAGCUGUUCCCAGCUGUGCCCAGGUGCGCUCACCUGCCGUCCCCGCAGGGUGAAGGCGGCGCUGGCGCAGGAGCAGGACCCCGAGCGGCGGCAGGUGCUGGACGGGCGGCAGCUCGCGCUCAAGGUCAGCGCAAAUUCCGUCUACGGAUUCACCGGAGCGCAGGCGGGAAAACUGCCCUGCCUGGAGAUAUCGCAGAGCGUGACCGGCUUCGGGCGCCAGAUGAUCGAGAGAACGAAGCAGCUGGUGGAGAGCAAAUACCCGGAUGUGCAGGACCUGCGGGGCAGUGUCCAGCGGCUCUGCGCGUUCCUGGGUCGCCGUUUGAGCGCGGCCGCCGUGGACGCCGUGGUGGCCAACGCCUCCUUCGGGGCCAUGAGGGAGAACCCCAUGAGCAACUUCAGCCGCAGCCCGGCCUUCAUCCUGGACCCCCGGCGGGGACCCUUCCUCAGGAAAGGAAAGGACCUGCGGGGCAGUGUCCAGCGGCUCUGCGCGUUCCUGGGUCGCCGUUUGAGCGCGGCCGCCGUGGACGCCGUGGUGGCCAACGCCUCCUUCGGGGCCAUGAGGGAGAACCCCAUGAGCAACUUCAGCCGCAGCCCGGCCUUCAUCCUGGACCCCCGGCGGGGACCCUUCCUCAGGAAAGGCAUCUCCGGGGACUGGCGGAACCACCUGAGCGCGGAGCAGAGCCGGCGCUUCGAGCGCGUUUACCGCCAGCGCAUGCGCGGCCUGGGCGUCUCCUUCCCCUGGGAGGAGCCCCAGAAUCGGGGGAAAUCGCCCCAAAAUCGCGAUGGGGAACCCCAAAAAACGGAAAGAUCGACCCAGAAAACGGGGGAGGAGACCCAAAAAAUGGAAAAAUCGACCCAAAAUCGGGGGAAAUCGCCCCAAAAUGAGGAAGAGGAGACCCAAAAAGGGGGGAAAUUGACCCAAAAUCGGGGGAAAUUGCCCCAAAAUCAGGAUGAGGAACCUCAAAAAACAGAAAAAUCGACCCAAAAUUGGGGGAAAUUGACCCAAAAUGAGGAUGAGGAGCCCCAAAAAUGGGGGAAAUCGCCCCAAAAUCGCGACGAGGAACCUCAAAAAAUGGAAAAAUCGACCCAAAAAACGGAAGAGGAGCCCCAAAAAAUGGAAAAAUCGACCCAAAAUUGGGGGAAAUCGCCCCAAAAUCGGGAUGAGGAACCUCAAAAAAUGGAAAGAUCGACCCAAAAAUUGGAAAAAUC